GUCCGGUUUGUGGAGUCCCGGGUGGAGACGUGGAAGUUGUUUGUGGAAAGGACAUGGCGGGGAAGGUACCGAACGGGGCUCAGUCCGGGCAGCCCGGUAACAACCUUCUCUUCUCCGCCUCUGAAAUCAGUUUCUCUCUUCCCUUUAUGCCUGUCAGUCAGCAGCAGCAGCAACAACAACAACAACAACACGGCCCUGCUCUAACGACUGAUGAUGUCUCGGAGGUGGGAGAAGAUGACAGUUUUCUAGGACAGACGUCCGCUGCUACAAAUCCACCCCAAACAUUUCGUUAUUUUUCCCAGGGGUCGGGCAGUAGCCACGAUCCAUUUGCCGCUAUUGUGCAGCCAUCUUUAACCGCAGCAGCAUCGCCAUCUGGUUCUUCAGUUUCCUUCAAUCCUCCCUCCUCUGUGCUGCCGACAUUCACACAUGAGUUUGGACAAAAUCUGAUCCCACCGAAGACUGCGAAACCCCCGGUCACAAGCAAUGCUCCGGUAUCCCAGGUUACUACUGGUGGGUUUCUAGCAACGUCACAGCAAGGACCUCCUCCUGGCGCCUACGCUGCUCCGCCCACUAGCUCCUCCCAGGCGGGAUACAACCCCUACCGUCAAAAUAUUCAAAGCAGUCGGGUUAAUCCUUAUUUGGCUCCUUCACAAUUUCAGCAGGAGCAACGAUUGGGCCUCUCUAUCCAAAAUUCUCCAUUCCCACCUCAACCUCCACCGCCCCCUAGAUCUGCACCCAACGUCCCUCCCCCUCCUCCAUCACAGACCUUUCCGAAUGUCAGACCUGCAGGACCAUCAGUACCAGUACCCCCACCCUACCUGCCGAACCUGUACGAGCCCGUUCAGCCUCACUGGUUUUACUGCAAGCAAGUGGAGGGCAAGGAGGUCUGGCUGCCAUUCAGCACUCGCGAUUCCCUUACAUUAGAGGACGUCUAUAACUCUGUGCAGCCGGACCCCGAGAGUGUGGUGGUGAACACAGAUGGGGGGCGCUAUGAUGUCUAUCUGUACAAUCGGGAGAGGAAGGCGGUAUUUUGGGAGGAGGAGGAGUCAGAAGUCCGGCGCUGCUCUUGGUUUUACAAAGGAGACUCAGACAGCAAGUUUGUUCCUUACAGUGAGGAUUUCAGCGAGCUCCUGGAGGCAGAAUACAAGAAAGCGGUGACCACCAACCAGUGGCAUCGGAGACUGGAAUUUCCCGGAGGGGAAACAAUUGUUAUGCACAACCCCAAAGUGAUUGUCCAGUUCCAGCAAUCUCUGAUCCCAGAUGAAUGGGGGUCCCCGCAAGACGGGCAGUCAAGACCUCGAGUCGUAAAGCGAGGCAUUGAUGCUGAACUGGAUGAAAUUCCUCAUGGUGAAGUGCCGCAGGCAGAUCAUCUGGUCUUUAUGGUUCACGGCAUUGGGCCAGUGUGUGACUUGCGCUUCAGGAGCAUCGUGGAGUGCGUGGAUGACUUCAGGACUGUGUCCCUCAAACUGCUGCAGACUCACUACAGAAAGUCCCUGGAAGAGGGCAGAGUGGGUCGGGUGGAGUUCCUGCCAGUCCAUUGGCACAGCUCUCUCCAUGGAGAUGCUACAGGUGUGGAUAGGCGGAUAAAGACGAUCACCUUGCCCAGCAUUGGCCGCCUGCGUCACUUUACCAAUGAGACCCUACUGGAUAUUCUCUUCUAUAACAGCCCCACCUACUGCCAGACCAUCGUGGACAAAGUCAAUAUGGAGAUGAACCGCCUCUUUGCUCUGUUCAUGAGUCGCAAUCCACAUUUCACUGGCGGAGUGUCUGUGGCUGGUCACAGCCUAGGGUCAUUGGUUCUGUUCGACAUUCUUUCUAACCAGACUGAUCCAACCGCUGCCCCUCUUGUGCCAGUACAGCCCUCUAAAGCCAACGGACCUUUAAAAAGUAAAGCAACGGAUGAGAAAACAGUCAGCGGAGCAGGGGCCCCGGUCCCACUACAAGCCGUGGAGGAGCCCAGUGAUUCGGAGCAGCAGAAACCAUUGCCGAGCCUGCGGGAAGCCCUUGAAUCGCUCAGCCUGGCAGAAUACAGCAGUGUGUUUGAGAAAGAACAGAUUGACAUGGAGUCCCUGCUCAUGUGUACGGUGGAUGACCUGAAAGAGAUGGGAAUCCCUCUGGGUCCUAGGAAGAAGAUUGCCAAGUUUGUUCAGACAAAGAGAAAAGCAGCAGAAGAAGAGAAGGCUGCACAAAUCAAAGCCAAAGAAGAAUUGGCUGCUGCCCAACAAGAGGCCACUGCAAAACCUCCCCUCUCUGAAGAUUGCGCCGCCCUGGAGUCCAACAAGAGAAAGUUGCCUGUUGGGGUGUCCGUCUCCUCUUUGCCUGUGGAUUAUGAAUACUUUGAAACUGGCACAGGACAGGUCUGUGUGAAGUACAACUCAUUGGACUUUGAGCCAGUCAAUUUCUUUGCCCUGGGUUCUCCCAUUGGCAUGUUCCUGACUGUACGGGGCUUGGAGAAGAUUGAGGAAACCUACAGGCUGCCUACGUGCAAAGGCUUCUUCAAUAUCUACCACCCGCUGGACCCUGUGGCCUACAGAUUAGAACCUAUGAUCAUUCCUGACAUUGACCUGAAACCAGUGCUGAUUCCUCACCACAAAGGCAGAAAGAGAUUGCAUCUGGAACUGAAGGAGAGUCUGACCCGCAUGGGCUCUGACCUGAAACACGGCUUCAUCAGUUCCCUACGCAGCGCCUGGCAGACCCUGAACGACUUUGCCCGCGCCCACACGUCCUCGGCACAACUGCAGUUAGAGCUAAAGAGAGUCGCGGAGCAGAUUGAGGAAGAGGAGAAACAGCAGCAGGUGGAAGCUGAAAAGAUGGAGAGUCCAGAAGGCUCCCGGGAGGAGGAGGUGACGGUGAAAAUCGGGAGGCUGAAUGGAGGCCGUCGGAUCGACUACGUUCUGCAAGAGAAGCCCAUUGAGAGCUUUAAUGAGUAUCUGUUUGCUCUACAGAGUCACCUGUGUUACUGGGAGUCCGAGGACACGGCUCUGCUAAUCCUGAAAGAAAUCUACACGUGUGUGAAUGUGACCCCUGAGCAGCCGCUCCACUAGUGAACCUGCUCUCCUCUUCAUACAAGGUCCCUUGAGCCCGGAGGGCAACCUGUAGCCAAAAGACAUUGAUUGAGACAAUGAAAAAACCCAGUGGCCUUUGCACAGAAGGAUGAGCCGCUGGAAUCCAACCAUCGCAAUGUGAGAAGUAAUUUUAUAUGAAGCCUCCUAUAUCUAUUGAUCCGACCCUCGGAGACAUCGAGUGGAUUUUAUCGGUGCUGUGACUCCGCUUGCCGAGUUUAACCCUUUAUUUGGAACUUCUCUAUUUGUAAAAUGAAUUUUCUUUGCUGAGGUCUGAGCCCAAUCGGCUUGUGGAUAGGGAAUCGCCAUCCUUUUAGCAUCUCUGAUUAAUAGCAAGCGAACAACCAGGUUUCAUUGUUUAUUAUGGGGUGUCGGAGGUCAGAUUGCCCCCAUAUGAAAUAAUGACAGUGAUUUCUGCCCCCCCACUACAAGUCACCAGUGCGGCUUUGGAUUUUACAUUCCCAGAUAAAAAGACGGUUAGAAAAAAAAACGAUAAAGAUUACAGCUGCAGAAAAAAGACGGUUUACCAGGUUUUUGCUCCAUUGAGGUUUUCAGUAAUUUAAUUUUUGAAAGAAUUCUGUUGAAUUAAAGUGUUUUAAUGUUUUAAAUGUA
Messenger RNA from Xenopus laevis (African clawed frog), 3674 nucleotides. RefSeq names its product SEC23 interacting protein S homeolog (gene sec23ip.S). The record is from RefSeq and is marked provisional. Lineage: Eukaryota; Metazoa; Chordata; Amphibia; Anura; Pipidae. Gene Ontology annotation, molecular function: metal ion binding; glycerophospholipase activity. Gene Ontology annotation, cellular component: COPII-coated ER to Golgi transport vesicle; cytoplasm. Gene Ontology annotation, biological process: endoplasmic reticulum to Golgi vesicle-mediated transport.